AUGUUGUCCGCACCCAUCAGUCUCCCUACCGUUUUCGCCGGCGCUGCCGUUAUCUUCCUAUUCGCUCUCGCCCUAUACCCUUCCUCAUUGUUGCGCUGGUUCCAGCGCAAGCGCUACCAAUACGAAGUCACAUUUUCGCUGUACAUGCUGACCCCCACCGAGAAGUUCAUCUUCAAGCCCGCCCGUNNAGACUCCAUCCUCUUCCUCUUCCUAGCCAUGGUCUCGAUCGCCGUCGCGUUAUACCUGCCCCGUCAUGUCAGAAUCAUUGCACACCGUGCUUAUUACUACGUCUCGGGAGACCUGGUGAAGAAUGGCACAACCAGUGGCGUCUUGGGCACGACGGCCGACAUCUUGACGCCCACUACUGUUGCUGAGGCUGCUGGCAGUGCUUGA
Molecule: messenger RNA, 393 nt
Organism: Aureobasidium vineae
Lineage: Eukaryota; Fungi; Ascomycota; Dothideomycetes; Dothideales; Saccotheciaceae
Source: the annotation of a GenBank genome assembly